Messenger RNA from Acaromyces ingoldii, 1113 nucleotides. Its product is annotated as NAD(P)-binding protein. The record is from RefSeq and is a predicted model, not a curated record. The coding region runs from base 1 to 1113 and encodes 370 amino acids. Gene Ontology annotation, molecular function: nucleotide binding. The transcript has 4 exons. NCBI's taxonomy places the organism in Eukaryota, Fungi, Basidiomycota, Exobasidiomycetes, Exobasidiales, Cryptobasidiaceae.
AUGUCGACAUUCACCUGCCGAUGGGGCAUCCUUGCCACGGGCGGCAUCGCCGAGUCCUUUUCCCUCGACCUGCUGCUAGACCCGGCGAGCCGGGAGGUGCGCGACGUGCGGCACGAGAUUGUCGCCGUCGCCUCGUCGUCGUCGCAGCAGCGCAGCCAGGACUUUAUCGCGCGCGUCGGCGCCGACAAGCAGCAGGGCGACAAUGUGCGCGUGGCCGCCUAUGGGAGCUACGAGGAGCUGGUUGCCGAUGCCAACGUCGACGUCAUCUACAUUGCCACGCCGCACAGCCACCACUACGACAACGUCAAGCUGUGCCUGCGCGGCGGCAAGAACGUGUGCUGCGAGAAGCCAUUCACGGUCAACAGCACCCAGACGGAGAAGCUCAUUGCGCUGGCCAGGGAGAAGAACGUGUUCUUGAUGGAGGCCGUCUGGAUCCGCUUCUUCCCCAUCAUGGCCGAGAUCAGGGACCUUCUGCACCGGCAGCAGAUCGUGGGCAAGAUUCUCCGCUCGACGUCGGAGUUUGGCGAGAGGAUGCCCACGGACCCCAACCACCGGAUCCUGAACCCCAACCUCGCCGGGGGUGCGCUGCUGGACAUUGGCAUCUAUCCACUGACGUGGCAGCUCAGCCUGCUGGGCGAGCACCCAGACAACGGAGGCCAGCCGCCCAAGGUGACGAGCUCGAUGAUCAAGAGCAAGGCCACCGGCGUCGACGAGCAGACGACGCUGAUCCUCGACUUUGAGCGCCUGGGCGUGCAGUCGACUGUGAACUGCAAUCUCAACGUCAAGACGCACUCCUUCUGCACCCUGGUCCAGGGCGAAAAGGGCGAUCUGCAGGUGUCGUGGGCGCCCAUGCGUCCCGAGAGCUACACUUUCUUCCCGCGCAAGGAAAGCGACGGCGACGUCGACGUCCAGGCAGCCAAGACGGUCACGCGGGACAUCCCUGGCCACGGCAUGUUCUGGGAGGCCGAUGCCGUCGCGCGCUGCCUGCGCGAUGGCAGAAAGGAGGCAGACCUGUGUCCGCUGGCCACGACGCUGCUCAGCCAGCAGAUUAUGGAGACGGCCCGGAGUCAGAACAGCUUGCGCUACCCAGACGCACUGGAGGCGGCCAACUAG